CCCCCUUCACACACUUCCUGACUCAAGUAAACAUGGCGCCGUACGGGUCCACCGUGGCGCUACUUUCCGUGGUUCCUGCCGUUUUUGCGGUCUUUGUUUGGUGUUUUGCGGCGGACUGCGGUGUCACCUGUCCGGGUGUCUGCCUGGCGGCGGCAGCCGGGAUCCUGUCGAUGUGUUGGCGGAGGCUGCGGCAGCGGGACGCCGCUUCGGACCGGCGGGUCUGCGUCCUGGUGCUGGGGGACAUCGGACGCAGUCCUCGGAUGCAGUAUCACGCUCUGUCCCUCAGCAAACACGGGUACCGGGUCACUUUUGUCGGGUUUUUAGACUCAAAGCCUCAUCAGGACGUACUGAAGGAGGAGAAGAUCCGGUUGGUCGGCAUCUCAGAGGUUAAAGGUCUUCGAGCCGGACCAAAACUGCUGACGUACGUGACGAAGACGAUGGUCCAGGCGGUGCAGCUGCUUCACGUUCUGCUGUCCAUGGAGCUGCAGGCGCACAUCCUGAUGCAGAAUCCUCCUGGGCUGCCUGGGAUUGCGGUGGCGUGGCUCGUGUGCGUUCUGCGCGGCAGCACCUUCAUCAUCGACUGGCACAACUACGGCUACACCAUCAUGGCUCUGAGCCUCGGAGCGUCGCAUCCUCUGGUCCGACUCGCCAAGCGGUAUGAACACCUGUUUGGCCCUCUGGCCUCCCACAGCCUGUGUGUGACGAACGCCAUGAAGGACGACUUGCAGAAAAACUGGGGCGUCGAGGCAACCACUCUGUACGACCGGCCCGCCUCCGUCUUCAGAGAGACUCCUCUGGAUCUGCAGCACCAACUCUUCCUCAAGAUGGCCGACACUCAGCCGCAGUUCAGAGCCUCAGGGUCCGACUCUCAGGAGACGGAGGCGACCGUCUUUACCGUCCGUAACCCUGGCGACGGCAGCGUGACCCUGAGGUCGGACCGGCCGGCUCUGCUGAUCAGCAGCACCAGCUGGACGGAGGACGAAGAUUUCUCCAUCCUGCUGGAUUCUCUGCAAGGUCGGUUUGUUUCAGAGUACGAAGGUUUCGUCACAGCCGGAGCGCCGCUGCCGUCGCUGGUCUGCGUCAUCACAGGAAAAGGUCCUCAGAAGGAACACUACAGGAAGCUGAUCGCCUCGCUGCGUUUAGAGCGCGUGAAGAUCUGCACGCCGUGGCUGGAGGCCGAGGAUUACCCGCUGCUGCUGGGUUCAGCAGAUCUGGGCGUCUGCCUCCACAAGUCGUCCAGCGGUCUGGACCUGCCCAUGAAGGUGGUGGACAUGUUCGGCUGCUGUCUUCCUGUCUGCGCCAUCCACUUCCACUGCCUGCAGGAGCUGGUGGAGCAUGAAGUGAACAGUUUGAUCUUCAGGGACUCUGCAGAACUCGCCCAGCAGCUCAAGUCUCUCCUCUCAGAGUUUCCCAGUUCAGACGGCAGACUGGGAGAUUUCCGGAGGAACCUCCGCGCCAGCAGGGGGCAGCGCUGGGACGAUAACUGGGACCAGAACGUUCUGCCUCUGCUGGCGGCUCCCAGAUGAAGAGGAGCUUCAUCCUUCCUGGACUCUGGCAGAAAAAACUUCUUUCAUCCUGAUUUCUGUGAAUUUGUGAAUAAAAUGUUGAUCCUGCAGCGUCGGCUCACCUGAACACUUUGAUGAGUUCUAUUGGAGCCAGGCGGCUGUAGGGAAACACGGCGCCGACGGGUCCGGUCAGAACCUGGUGGCCCAGACCUGCAGCCUCUGCAGGGAGGAACCAUGGAUGGAAACUAGUUACAUUUAGAGCAACUUUUUAGAAAAAAUCAACUUUUAGGAGUAGUUUUAUUAUAAGUACCCUGGUUUUAACAAACUGUAUUCACUUUACAGACUGUAAAUGCUAAUUUUAUAAGUUUUAUAUUGAUAAAAACUUAAACAGAAAAGUUCUGAUUCUGAUGUAAUUUUUUAUUUUGUAAUUAUUUGUAUUUAUUUUCUUUUAUUCUUCAAAAUACCAGAAUUUAUGCAGAAUUUUUUAAUAAAAAUUAGAGCCAUGCUAAAAGUUCUUUUAAAAUGACGUUACGUGAAAAAAGUUGUAACAAUGAGAAUCAUGUUACCAGAAUAAAGUCCAAAUAAUGUGAGAAUAAAGUCACAUUAUGACAACAAAGACUGUAAUCCUGUACGACUUUAUUCUCGGAUCAUUACGACUUCUCUCGUGUUCUUUAUUCUGGUUCUGAACUUUGUUGUAAUCUGACAUUGUAAAAUAUUGAAUCUGAUUUUACGAUCAA
This is a messenger RNA of Gambusia affinis (western mosquitofish), 2242 nucleotides long. It is a transcript of the gene alg1, whose product is annotated as ALG1 chitobiosyldiphosphodolichol beta-mannosyltransferase. NCBI's taxonomy places the organism in Eukaryota, Metazoa, Chordata, Actinopteri, Cyprinodontiformes, Poeciliidae. Gene Ontology annotation, cellular component: endoplasmic reticulum. The coding region runs from base 33 to 1526 and encodes 497 amino acids. The record is from RefSeq and is a predicted model, not a curated record. The transcript has 13 exons. Gene Ontology annotation, molecular function: mannosyltransferase activity.